Messenger RNA from Cotesia congregata, 2148 nucleotides. The record is from the annotation of a GenBank genome assembly. NCBI's taxonomy places the organism in Eukaryota, Metazoa, Arthropoda, Insecta, Hymenoptera, Braconidae.
UGUCUUCACAUAAAAAGUCGUUUAGACUAUAUGAAGAUGUUGUAUGAAACUACAGGAGCACCUGUAGUCGACAAUUCGUUGAAAUUAUCUUCUACAAAAUCAAUUGAUUCGACUUGUAGUGAAAAACGGCAAUUUUUAUCUCUGUCGGCUGGUGAAGAAGAAAAUUUUCAUGACGUGGAGAGCUUAGAAGACAUUCCUAAAAAAGCUGACAGCGAUGUUUACUCUGUUAUCAGCGAAGAAAAAAGCUUGCUGUCGGUUAAUUCUUUUCGAGUUAAAUCAGACGAGUAUUUUUCAGCGAGCAAGCAAGAAUCGCACACGCAUAUUUUGUCAGGCAGAGAAAUUAACAUUAAUAUGAUGCAAAUGUUACCACAGAAUGAUUUUAAUUCAAAGAUUUAUCUUAACAAUCAAGAAUCUGAGGCAUCGAGUGAAGACUCUUUUAAUUGUCCUCAAGAUUCUGAAGAUUCAGAUCAAGAAAAAAAAAUCGAAUAUCAUCCGCCAGUUUCUGUGGCAAUUAAAUGCAUCAAAAAACCAGAACCGAAUUAUAAAUUCAAUGGGGGUCGUCCGGAAUAUCUUCGUCGUGCUAAAUUAAAGAAGAAAAGUAAUUCUUCACGGGUAUCGAAUCGAUUGAAUCUUUUAGCAAAACCUAAGUACGACAUAAAAAAACUCGAUGAGACUGCAAGGAUUAAAAUAAAGAAACGAAAAACAAGAUUGAAGAAAAGAAAGUCAAAAAGUAUCGAGUCAAGGUCGAGAGAUAUUGAAGAUGAAAAACCAAAAUUUGAAAAAGAAAAUACUUUUGUAAUAAGUCAAGAUCAAUCUAGUAAUAAAGUGCUGCAAGACAAUUCAUCACAGUCAUCAAAUAUUAUACCAGCAGUAGAAAAUGUCGAAAUAAUUGAAAGAUUAAAUGGAAAUUGGAGCGACGUUGUUGAAAUUUAUCACAAUGUCCAGGCAAAAAGUAUUAGUCCGUCGGUGGUGUCCAGUAAGCAGCAUUUCAAAUUGGAUAUUCAACAAAAUAUCGACUACAAAGAUCAAAAUACUCAAAGUAAUUUUCAAGUGCAAACCAGUAUUAGACCAGAAGAUUUCAUCCGAGUAGACAUUCAGCCCCAUUACAAUCAAAAUACAUUUCCAAGAGAUCAAGUAUUCAAACAUAAAGAGUGUAGGUCAACUCAGUUGCAUUCGUGGUGCUACGAAUCUUUUUCUGUAAGAAGUUACCAACGACCGACGAAAGCUUCCGAGGCGAAGAAAGCUAAUAGAUGCUUUUUUACUACCCGUUUUGACGUAAGAAACAUUCCAUUUGUUGUCGGCACUUCCAUUACUCGCAGUUAUAACUUGGGACUGAAUAUUCAGAAAGUGUUUGGUCUUAUGAAAAAUCGACAUCCGGAGACAUUGAACGCAAUCAGACCCGUGCUAAUUCGCAAAGUCGGAGAAACAUUUGGUUCGACAAUUAAUACCGCCAGGUCGAUGCAUUCAGAUAAUUGCUCUGGUAAUGAGGGAUCAAUCAUUACUUCAAAGCAAAAUUUCUGCCAUGAAUUAAUUGGACAAACGAAUAAUCGCGUUGCAUUGAAAUGUAAUCAUUAUGGAGAUUCCAUUGAUACUGAAACUGUGGCUACACAUUUCACUCGAAGCGCUUUACUGAAACAACGAGAAGAACAAUUGAGAGAAAGUGAAACAUUUGAUUCAAAAUGUAAAAGAUUUACCAGUAACUCGGGCGAUGUCGGAAAAGUUUUACGUCGAUUGCAAGAUCAGUUUGAAGAAAUGCUUGAAAAGUAUGAAAAAUUGAAGGAUAAGAUAAAAAAAUUAAACGACGUGAGUGCGAUGCAUGAAGUAAGUGAACUGGAAGCUGAACUAAAUAUUAAAGAAGAAGAAAUUUUUACCGUAGCUGGAUUGUACAAGGAAGUUCAGGCUUUAAAGCAGCAAAUUAAAAUGAUGCAGCAAAAAAAGAGUCUUAUUUGUAUAACCGCUGGGAGUGCAGCAAAACCGGAAAAAAAUUUGCUUAGGCGGUCGCGAACUUCGUACGUACUUCCAGCUUUUAAUCAUCAUCAAAGACCUAGAACAUCCUGCAGUAUAAAACCGCCUACGUCUUCCCGGUUAGUAGGCCUCUUGCGUUACAUUCAAUCGGUUCAACAACAAUUAUCUACUCAAAUAAAUUAG